Molecule: messenger RNA, 935 nt
Organism: Pseudogymnoascus verrucosus
Lineage: Eukaryota; Fungi; Ascomycota; Leotiomycetes; Thelebolales; Thelebolaceae
Gene: MTQ2
Product: S-adenosylmethionine-dependent methyltransferase
Exons: 1
Coding region: 153-935 (260 amino acids)
Biological process (GO): methylation
Cellular component (GO): eRF1 methyltransferase complex
Molecular function (GO): nucleic acid binding; protein methyltransferase activity; S-adenosylmethionine-dependent methyltransferase activity
Source: RefSeq, a predicted model, not a curated record
GGGGACAUUGCGCAAGUGGUUGAAGGGAUAAUUAUUAUACGACUGAAACGACGGAUCGAUACGAAUUGAAAGACAAAUAUUUGGGAUUUAACUAUAUUCCCGAACCUCACCACACCGUCAACCACGCCGUCGCGCACGGCAUAAGCGCAACCAUGCUCGACACCCCAGACACUGCCCACGUCCCGUUUACACACAUCUACGAACCAGCAGAGGACUCCUACCUCCUCCUCGACACGUUCUCCUCUCCCUCCCUCACUUCGCUCUUUCGGUCUCUCUUCCCCAUCUCCCCCUCCACCUCGCCCUCACCCCUCAUCCUCGAAAUCGGCACCGGCUCCGGCGUCGUCCUCGCCUUCCUCACCGCACACGCCGAGACUAUCUUCGGGCGCCCAGAUGUCCUAGCAUGGGGCGUGGAUAUAAAUGAACACGCCUGUCGGGCGACGGGGGAGACUGUUGCUGUUGCGCUUCGUGAGGCGGGACAAGAAACCGGGGGGACGUACAUCGGAAACAGCGUCGGGGACUUGACCAGCGCAGUGAAGUCAGGAUCAAUAGACGUCCUAGUCUUCAACCCCCCCUACGUCCCCACCCCCGACGUACCCGCCUUACAAGACGGAGAUGGGGAUAAAGAGGCCCCGAGCGACAGGGAGGCCGCGUAUGAGCGGGAGAGUCGUCUACUGGCGCUCAGUUACGCGGGGGGGAAGGAUGGGAUGGAAGUCACGGACCGGUUGUUGGCGGAGAUACCGAGGGUGUUGAGUCAGAGGGGGAGUGCGUUUGUGUUGUUGUGUGCGCAGAAUAAGCCAGAAGAUGUGAUGAAGGGGGCGAGGGGGUGGGAAGGAGGGGGGAGGUGGGAGGCGGAGGUGGUAGGGAGCAGCGGGAAGAAGGGGGGGUGGGAGAAGUUGGUUGUGGUUAGGAUAUGGAGGGUUAGCGGGGGUGAAUAG